AUGUUUGCUAAGAUUCUGGUAGAAGUCUGCAUUGACCAACAGUUCCCCUCCAUGAUUCAUUUCUUGAAUGAGAAGGGCACCAAAGUUGACCAACAAGUCUACUAUGACUGGCUACCUAUUAUGUGUACAGUGUGCAAGGGGAUGGGUCAUGAUCACUCCAAAUGCAACAAGAAAAACAGUACUGGGGGAAGGAAGGUGUGGGUUAAGAAAACUGUGCAAAGUAACCCAACCACCAAGGAUACAGAAGUAGUCAUUGGGCAAGUCCACCCUGUUAACACCGAGAGAAGUGGUCCAGUGGCAAGACAAGUUGAUUCAGAAGGUUUUGAGCAAGCUGCUAGAUUCAGCAAGAGCAAGGGGCAACAAUUGAAGCCAGUUGUUACUGGUAACUCUUUUAUGGCCCUUGAUUGUGAGGAUGAGGAGGAUGGAAGUGAGAAUGGUCACAUUGCAGAUGUGAGGCAUGAGAAACAGAAAGAAGUGAGAUACAUGAUUCAAUCUCACAACAUUAAGCUGUUCAGUCUCCUUGAAACAAGGGAAAAGGCUUCCAAAAUGGGUAGUAUAUACCUUAACUUGUGUCCUAAUUGGUGUUUUACCACAAACCCGAGUUUCCAUAAUAAUGGAAGGAUUAUCUUAGCUUGGGAUCCUGAUGCUUUCACAGUGAACAUUAUUCACAUGGGCAGUCAACUCAUUCAUUGUAUGAUCACACCUAGAACCUUUGGAGACCAGUUUUUUGCUUCUUUUGUUUAUGGUAUGAACACUCCUUUGGAGAGAGAGGAGCUUUGGUCCUCUCUUGCAGCUCUCACCAGCAACACUGCUUGGAUUAUAAUGGGUGACUUCAAUGCCAUUAUGAAUAUGGAGGACAGAGUGGGAGCAGCUGUCAGAACUGCUGACAUUAUGCCCAUGAGACAAUGUAUGGCAAGAUGCAAGCUCACUGAAGUUAAAACCAUGGGUAGACACUUUACUUGGACCAAUAAGCAAGAAGGGGUUGAUAGAGUUUUCUCUAGGAUUGACAGAGUUCUAGCCAAUGAAGCUUGGGGGGACUUGUUUGAUGGUGCUGAAGCUACUUUCCUUCCUGAGGGAACCUUUGACCAUUGCCCAAUGAUCUUGACUACUUUUCUGUCCCAACAAUAG
Molecule: messenger RNA, 1128 nt
Organism: Spinacia oleracea (spinach)
Lineage: Eukaryota; Viridiplantae; Streptophyta; Magnoliopsida; Caryophyllales; Amaranthaceae
Exons: 2
Coding region: 1-1128 (375 amino acids)
Source: RefSeq, a predicted model, not a curated record